AUGCCGAGCAUCUUCUGGUUCAAUUCCAGGGAGAUCUAUUUCAGUUCCUGCCUCACCCUUCUGUGCGUCUCAGUGAUAGAGUCUGGGAUCUUCGUGGCAAUGGUGUUUGAUCCCUACGUGGUCAUCUGCCAUCCCCUGAGACAUUCCACCAUCCUGACAAACCCCAUUGUGGUUAGGAUUGUCUUCUGUAUGGUGCUGCAUGCAACCUUGCUCACACUGCCCUUUCCAUACCUGGCAGGGCAUUGGCUCUACUGCAGAACCAACAUCAUCCCUGAGCCAUUCUGUGAGCACAUCGCUAUGAUGAGCGUGGCCUGUGGCGAUACCCACGCCAACAGUUACUACGGCCUCUUUGUGGUUUUCAUGGUUAAUGGUCUGGAUGUGAUUUUAAUUACCAUGUCCUACAUCCAGAUCCUCCGGGCCAUCUUCAGACUCCCCACAAAGGACAACCAACUCAAGACUUUUGAAACGUGCACCUCCCACCUCUGCCCAAUUGUAGCCUUUUACAUCCCAGGUCUCUUCCUCUCCCUCUUGCACCGCUUUGUACAGAAUGUGCCUCUGCAUUUCCACGUCCUUCUUACCAAUCUGUGA
This is a messenger RNA of Pelodiscus sinensis (Chinese soft-shelled turtle), 588 nucleotides long. The record is from RefSeq and is a predicted model, not a curated record. NCBI's taxonomy places the organism in Eukaryota, Metazoa, Chordata, Testudines, Trionychidae.